This is a messenger RNA of Mollisia scopiformis, 2790 nucleotides long. RefSeq lists its product as uncharacterized. NCBI's taxonomy places the organism in Eukaryota, Fungi, Ascomycota, Leotiomycetes, Helotiales, Mollisiaceae. Gene Ontology annotation, cellular component: nucleus. Bases 403 to 2583 code for a protein of 726 amino acids. The record is from RefSeq and is a predicted model, not a curated record. The transcript has 3 exons. Gene Ontology annotation, molecular function: histone H4K20 methyltransferase activity; protein binding.
CGACGGACAAUGAGUUGUCAGAUUUGUUAGACCUUUACUGGCUCUGACAUUUGGCCGCUCACUAUCUCUUUAAAAACCUCAUCCCGCAACUCUGCUAUUUCUUCCAAAUAUAUUCUCUUUUAUGCACGUCUACCCCUGGUUACCACGGUGCUGAGCUGAGAAGAAGGCUGCGCAGCCCACAAUAGGUUAUUCCUCGCACAUUCGGACGCUGCACACAAGGCCAGAUUGCCUAUUUGAGAGCAUAGCGCGCUAUUCUGUUAUCGAUUCCAAUUCACCUUAUGAGUGUCUAGUCGCUCUUUUUGUGCAUACUUAAUCCCAGUCGCGAGUCGCAUUCUCCCAACUGCUCUUCAGCACAACCACUUUCUUGUCGCAUGAACAAGAACAACAACAUACAUCGUCACAAUGCCCCCCAAAAAGAAUUCUUCAAAGAAGGAACGUCUUACUCUUGCCCAGUUGGCAGCUUAUGAUGAUAUCUUAACAGAUGCCCUCGUCGAUCAUGUCUACUUCUGGACGACAAUUCGCAAGAACAAAAGCGCAUAUCACUCCUCUCGCGGUAUUACAGAGGAUGAUAUCACCAAAAUCCUUCAAAACCGCGUCAUUGUCGAGAAAGACGCAGCUACAGCCGAAACAGAACUCCUUGCGCUCUCUGGCUUGAAGAAGUUCUCGGACAGUCUCAAGACAGACAAGGAGAAAGAUGAUUUCAGACGACAUCUACGAAAGUACAUCAACAUCUAUCUGCCAGACUGCCCAUUCGAAGUUUCGAGCACCAACCGAUACACGAUUGUGACGCAAGAGGCGGCGGUCACAGCUCGCAGAUUCAUUAAGAAGGGAGAGAUUGUCAAAUACUUGUGCGGAAUUCAAGUUAUAAUGACAGAGGAAGAGGAGGAGCUCAUUAAGUCAAGCCGCCGCGAUUUCAGCAUUGUGGUUUCUAGCCGUAAUAAGACUGCGUCCUUGUUUCUUGGACCAGCCAGAUUCGCAAAUCAUGACUGCGGAGCGAGCGCAAGAUUGAUGACUACGGGAACUAAUGGUAUGGAGAUCAUUGCUGUUAGAGAUAUUGAGAUUGGUGAAGAAAUUACUGUGUCUUAUGGUGAAAAUUAUUUCGGUGAGGACAACUGCGAGUGUUUAUGUCAAACUUGCGAAGAUCAAUGUUUGAAUGGAUGGUCAAAAGGAGACGAUGGCGAAACCAGGGUGAUUCCAAAAUUGUCCAUUGAGGAGUCAAAUGAGGGAUAUUCGUUCCGACGCCGCCGAAGACGCGAUUCCGUCGACUCUUCCAGGAACGCAUCCAUGACUCCAGAUAUUAUGAUUCGACCACACGUACCAAAGAGAACCCCACGAUCGCUUUCGAGAUUCAAGAACCAGGAUUCUCCCUUGUCACCAUCAAUUGAACCAUCCGGAUCGCAAACUCCUCGUAAGCGUAAGCGACAAGAUGAGAUUCCGCCGUCUCCAUUGGCAACUUCUGAGAUCGAGGAGCCAACAAUGUCUCAGAGUCCAUUGAAACGCAGUCGAAAAAAUGAAGUCCUGCGAUCACCAUCGCCUGAGAAGGAGGAGCCGACAUCUACAGAACCCCAUUCCGAGCACAACGGCCUGGCCGAGGUGCUUCGGUCGCCAACACCUGAAAAAGAGGCUGUUAAGCCAGUAUAUACUCCACUGAAGCGCAAGAGAGAAGACGACGAGGGAGUGUUGCUAUCUCCUUUAGGCUCAUCGAAGAGAGUACGAAAAGAUGUAACGGUCAAGAGCGAGCCAUCUCAUUUGAAUCUUUCUACUCUCGCCAGCACGGAGUCUGCACCAGAGAGUUCGUGCGAAUCGAGAGGCGCCAGCUUUUCACCAUCUGGUACCGAUAAUCAGACCAGUACCGAUGCUACAUCUGUUGACGAGGACACCAUCGUGGUAGAGCCAUACGUCAAUCCGGUCGUGUCUAAGCUGAGAAGAAGAAGACGUAGUAGCAAGCAGACCCUUCUUGAGCAGGCCAAGAUGGGCGAUCCUGUACUUGUGGGUGGUUCGACUACUGCAGAGCAUCCUGUACUACAAGACGAUGCAAGCUCUGUUCUGUCAGAUCUACCUAGUGAGAUGUUCGAUCGCGACGAUACAAGUACGAAGCGACAGGAGAAGGCUAUGAUUGAAGUCAAGCCGAAGAGGGGAAGAAGAAAGAAGAAGGAAGUUGCACCGAAAACAGAUCUGGACCAUGCACCAUCAGUCCGGAUUCCAGGUGAUUAUGUUCUCACACCACGCUUGUUGGUAGAUCUUGCAUCAGCAUGGAUUACAUGUAAGAUCUGUGAGGAGUCUUUUGUGCAGAAUGAUGCGUACUUUACACGCUCAUCUUGCCCACGUUGCGAGCGUCACAGCAAGCUAUUCGGGUACAUGUGGCCCAAGACCGACAAGGAAGGCAGAAACGAUAGCGAGGAACGAGUCCUUGAUCAUCGAACCGUCCAUCGCUUCAUCCGACCAGUCGAAGAGAAGCAAGCUCGGAAGCGCAACAGGAGCGCGACCGAAAGCCGAGAGGUCACGAGAGAAGUCAGCGAAGCAGUCAUUGAGGAGGCCAAUAGACGUGGAAGACGGGCUAAGAAGCCGAGGAUUACGAUGUGAGGUCUUAUUGCACUAUUUGAUGUCAUUUCAGCGAGCAUGAUGUACGAUAUUACGGCGUUCUGGGGAUAGGUGGCAUUAUUGCAUUGCAUCAUGUCUGUAUCACCCACGGACUGAUAGAUUCGAGCUGGCUCUGCGAUACCCAGAUAUGUAUAACAGAUAAGUAGAUAUCAGUCUACAGAGUAUAGUCGUAAUGAAGACUUGAGACAG